This is a messenger RNA of Paramormyrops kingsleyae, 3800 nucleotides long. RefSeq names its product post-GPI attachment to proteins GalNAc transferase 4 (gene pgap4). Lineage: Eukaryota; Metazoa; Chordata; Actinopteri; Osteoglossiformes; Mormyridae. Gene Ontology annotation, molecular function: glycosyltransferase activity. Gene Ontology annotation, cellular component: Golgi membrane. Gene Ontology annotation, biological process: GPI anchor biosynthetic process. The record is from RefSeq and is a predicted model, not a curated record.
GAUAAUAUCAUUUUAUCCCUUACGCAACUUUACAUUUUAAUUUUUCCCUUUAAUGCCAGCGUUUAUAUACUUAGUUUCUUUGGCUCCAUGUGAUGAUUCUUUUAUUACCUGAGAUUGAUCUUUUCGAUGGUCGAUGGUUAUUAUUCUCCUCCUUUAUUACAUUUUUUUUUUGCCAACAACGACUAGAUGUCUAUUAUGGCGGGUAAAACAUAACAUAGCUAUAGAUAGUGGUGCUGAGCCCGAUUCGGCAACCCUGCCGUGAAAUGCAGCCCCUGUCGGAAGCGAGUGCAGCUGUUUUUCGUUCGAAGGGGCAAAAGAAGUAGUUCCGUCCUUCUAAAGUACUAUAAAAAUAAGAAAUUGUCUUGGCACAUUUUAAAGAAAUAUAUCACAAUAACCCAUAUGGUGAUGAUAAACUAUAUGAUAAACGGUGAGCCCCGAUCGAGAACAUUUUAUUUAUAUAUUAGUCUAAGCUAUAGUACUAAACUCAGUUUACUAGUCUAUGAACAAGGCCUUGGCUUUCAGUACGAAAAAAACAUUUGGUACCACUAUCUAUAGCUAUGUUGUUUUUUUUUCUCCAUAAUUAAGAAAAAUUUCUGGGAUAAUAAUCUGAAAUAGCGAAAAAAAAGAUUUUUUUUUUAUGUCAGCCUACCUGCUGGAAAAUGCAUUCAUUUGAUUCUCAUUUGAUUUUAUAAUGUAAUGCCGUUUACAAUCAAAACACUGAACGAACUACGUAGUUAUUGAAUAUAUUUCAUAAACGCAAUAUCAGUGCAAACCGCAGGGUGGGCAUUUUACGGCAAGUUACUUUUGUCGCUUUUAAAAAACUUGCUCAAUAAAACCUGGAACACAUCGGAUGCGUGGCAUGUGCGUGGCGGCUGCGGGAAGUGUUGAUCUUCAUUUCGGCGCCCGUAAUAACAGACAGUGAAACCAUGCGGCUCGCACCUCGCAGCAGCGGCGCCUAUUUUUGGCACGUACAACUAAGAAAUUGUCCAGAGGAAAUCUGAGAACUGAACUAGAGCCAAGGGAUCUGUUGAGUCCAGGGGAAAAUGAAUGAAUGCUCAUUGCAGAUGACUUCUUGGUGCACUUUGUGCAACAAAAGACUUUGACAAUGGAACAUAUCACUACUCCAAGGACUGUCAAAUCAACAACAUUUAAACAAGGAUAAACACAACAACUGAAAAGUCGUCUAGACGUAAAAAUGAUUUGGCUCCUCUCCAAAUUUUCUCUCCAAAUUGUUCGACGGAAGGUCCAGACAAGCCGACACUCACGAUGUUCCAGUCCUGUAUGGCAGGGCUUUGUCCUCUGCCUUCUUACGUUUGCUGUUUUGCUGCCGUUGUCCUGCCACAGGUUGCUUUACUCGUAUUACUUCAUUAAGUCCUGGUACCUGAACUCCAUGAGUGAUGAGGCUCUGGAGGAGAGUUACAGGAGAGGGCAGGAAGCCUUGGAAUUUUGGCAAGACCAGGGUUCCACUCUGCCGGCGGGAUUUGUAAACAGCGACAAUCAGGAGAAACCAGAGCUCUUGGUGACGGUGGUGACCACUCUGCGGUCCCAGGGUGGUGAGUACCACUAUUUGCUGCAAGUAAUGCAGCAGCUUGUGUCACUGGUAGCGGCUUGUCAAAGGCCAGGCUGCGUCCAGGUGCUAGUGUGCGAUGUGGAAAGCAGUCCCCAGGAAAACGAGGAUGCCAGACUGCUGGAAACAAAGGUCCAAGUUGUUCGAAGGUCCUUAGAAGAAUUGGAGGAUAUAAGAAAAUACCUGAACAUAUUCGAGAAGGAGAAAAGAGAUUAUGUUUUUUGCCUGAGGAAAGGGUGGAACUUAAUCCAGCCAAAAAAUGUUGUAGUCCUUGAGGAUGACGCUUUGCCAACAGUGGACUUUUUUCCAGUGAUAAAUGAUUUGCUGUCCCGUCGGUUCUCCUCACAGACGUUGUACGUUAAGUUGUAUCAUCCUGAGAGGCUACAGCGAUACUGGAACCCAGAACCAUACCGGAUUUUGGAAUGGGUGGGCUUGGGCCUGGUUGGGGCCACUGCUCUGUUGCUGUUCUUCAGUGCCUGUGCUGCUCUGUCAUUCUCCUUCUCCACUGCCCAUUUCCUCUUUCUCACUCUGUAUGUCAUGGCUGCCGUCGAGCUGUUGGGGAGACACUACCUCCUGGAAGCACGCCGCCUCUCCCCUCAGCUGUAUGCCGUCUCCCCGGCAACUGAGUGCUGUACUCCGGCCAUGCUGUUUCCUGGCAACGCUUCUCUCAGGGUUGCCGAGUACCUCGACCAAGUGUUCUGCUUCAGGGGCAAUGCGAAGGACACGGUCCUUUACCACAUCGUGAGAUCGAUAGGGGGAGAGAGGGCACACAGCCUGGAGCCCAAUCUCAUCACACACAUCGGUGCUUUCUCCUCUGUCAGGACCAAUCCAUCCCAUCCUCGCUUAUUGUGAGGGGCUCUGGGUGCCAGUUAGAAGUGGGUAAACACAGCAAUAGUGUUAAAACCAAACCAGCGCAUCCGUGAAAGUUCCAGCAGUCUGCAUGGUUUUUGGUAACACUUUCACUACACUGAAUGUAAAAGGGUAGAUAUAUUUAAGGUCAGUUCAAAUGCAAAUUAUUAUUAUAGUGAAGAUACUUCAGUCGAUCCAAACACUGUGUCUUAAGCUGGGCAUACACUGUAUGAUUUUUACAGUCAUUUUGUAAACACCCAGCUCAAAUUGUAUGACUAUAUCGCAUGCGAUGAAAAGGCAAACCUCACGAUUUAUGUCCACACACUAUACGGUCCGAUACUCGGAUGCGACCUGACUGCUCACACUACACCAGCAAUAUGAACACGUCGGACUGCUGUACCCGGAACUCUAAAUGUCAAAAAAGAAGCAGCAGAAGAAGAACCUGCAUCAGUGGCGAUGCUCACCAAAGCGAAACGUGCUGCUUUGGCCAUUUGUGCAAUUUUGUGUGCAGAAAAAUCCAAAAAGAGGCGCCGGCGUGUAUGGACAGGAAGAUGGCUGGGGAGAUGUGGACAAUACGGCCUGUCCAUUUUUCAAGAACUGGAGGGAAGCAGCGACAGAUAAAUUACAUUGCAGAUAGCCUGAUACCUACACAGAACUUGUAAUGCAAACAAUAACAUGCCUGCUUGUUCUUGCUUGUUCAAACGUUCAGGCCAGUUAUGUUGUGUUUAUUUAAGUGCAAUUUAUCACAGUCCUUAAAUCUCAAUGUUGUGUUUAGUCUGUAGCACAUAAGAUCCCACCGCCAAUCAAUUUCAGACAACUGGUUAUAAUAACAUUCAACACCUAUACUGCCUUGCUGUAUUAAUAUAAGUUUUGUGUAAAUAGAUUGAUGAUAUGAAGGGUUUUCGGGACCUUCUUAGAAUGUCUGUGGAGGACUUCAAUUUCCUCCUGGACAGGGUAAGUCCACAUGACAUAAUGAGGGAUACCUACCUAAGAAAGGCGAUCAGCCCCAAGGACAGGCUUUCUGUUACAAUACGGUUUCUGGCAACAGGCAAGUUUGCGCACAUUGGCUAUCUAAUUUCAUUUCUGAGUACUUCAGUUCUGUGUUCGCACGUGCGCAGUGAGGACAACCCACUCAGGUUGAAGUUAGUCGGCUCGUGGCUCUACUUCCAUAGUGCGAUAUCCCCACUACGGGCGACCAAAAUUUCAAACAGGUUUGAUUUUCUCACGAUCAUCCAAUUGCCGGUUGGGACCUGGUCGGGAGGGGUGAAUCGGUGCUCCUUACAUCCUGUGCACUAUACGAUAUACGACCCACAAUCAAGCUGAAAUUCAGCGCUACUCGCACAGUGUAUGCCCAGCUUUAAGUAGUUUGAGCUAUUAUAGAAAA